Molecule: messenger RNA, 3668 nt
Organism: Paramisgurnus dabryanus
Lineage: Eukaryota; Metazoa; Chordata; Actinopteri; Cypriniformes; Cobitidae
Source: RefSeq, a predicted model, not a curated record
AUGAUCUGACAUGUCUGUCUCGACGAAAAUUUACCUAUCGCCAGCCACAUAAUGUUGUAAUUAGGCGCUCUUGCCAAACAGAGGAGAGGUUUGAAAAGGACAUUAACACACACAUUAACACACAUAGUUCAGGGCUUCUCGGGUCCGUUCGAGAAAAACACAUUCAUUUUAAAUAACCCGAGACCCAAUUAUUGUACCCGACCUGUGUCCGAGGCACGCGUGAAACAUUUAAAUCCGAAUUUGAUCGGGUCUCGGUCGGAUCUUGGGUUUUCGGACACCCGUGAACCUGAAGACCUCUUCUUCACAUAAGCCCAAACAUGGCGCGAUGCGGGGGUAGACGAUUCUGCAUCGAUGCAGUAAUAACCCAUAAUCGAUUAUAGCCUGCUGACGUCAUUCGUCACGUGCAGGUAUGUGGCGGUAGAAAAAUGGCGGAGGGUGGUGAGACACGCGUGAUAAAAAAUGCACCGGGUAUUUUAAAAGCCGAUGUCUGGGAUCAUUUCGGCUUCUAUGAACAUGCUGGUAAGCACGAACUGGACAAGACACAUGCUGUGUGUAAAGCAUGUCGUGCACAAAUAAAGUAUUUAGGCAAUACAACUAAUUUAAGAAACCACGUUAACCGUUUUCACCCGGAGCUGCUAAAGGAUGCAAGUGGCAAGGCUGCCAGCGCAAAGACAGACCCAACUCAGCAGAAAAUUGAUCAAGCAUUAUCAACUUUGCCGUUGAACUCUGAGAAAGUGAAGAGAAUAAACAGAUCUGUGGCAUCUUUCAUUGCAAAGGAUUUACGGCCCUAUUCUGUAGUGGAAAACAUCGGGUUUCGCCACCUGAUAAAGACGCUGGAGCCGCGCUAUAAGCUUCCGUCACGCAGCCACUUUGCAGAAACAGUCAUACCCGAACUGUACAAUGAAGCCAAAGUUCAGGUAAUGUCAUCAAUGAGCCAAGCUAUUCGUGUAGCAAUAACGUGUGAUUCCUGGACUUCGGUAGCGACCGAGUCUUACGUAACAAUAACGUCGCAUUACAUUAGCCAGGACUGGAACAUUUUAUCACAUGUGCUGCAAACUAGAGCUGUUUACGAGUCUCACACGGGUGCUCAUCUGGCUGAGCUUCUUUCUCAGGUUGUGGCAGAAUGGCAGCUAUCGGAUAAAGAUGUAGUACUUGUGACAGACAAUGCGUCAAAUAUGAUCGUUGCAGCGCAAGUCGGAAAAUUCUCGCAUGUCAAAUGCUUCGCCCAUACGCUAAAUCUCGCGUGCCAGCGGGCGCUUAAAGGGGCCACGCUCUCCAGGCUUCUGGGCAGAGUAAGACGAAUAUCAUCAUUCUUCCACCGUAGCACCACAGCGAGCCACUCCCUGAAAGUGAAACAGCAAUGUUUGGGACUUAGCAAUCAUAAGCUGAUUACUGAUGUUGCAACAAGGUGGAACAGUGCAUUUGAUAUGCUCGAUAGGUUCUUGGAACAACAACCAGCAAUCUGUGCCACCUUGCUCUCUCCAGAAGUCAGAAAAGGGGAGUCAGACCUGUUCACUCUGACAGACACAGAUGUGACAAAUGCAGAGGAUGCUGUGAAUGCAUUAAAGCCAAUGAAGGAUGCGACCACACUGAUGUCAGAAGAGAAAAAUCCAACAGUGUCUCUCAUUGCUCCUCUAAAUGCACAACUCAUCCAGAAUAUGGCAGACACCACUGGAGACUCACCUUUGGUCCGUGAGAUCAAAAAUGCAAUUAAAACAGAUCUUAUGAAGAGGUACAACAGUGAGGCAGAGAAGAAGGUUCUUUAUACAGCCUCUGCUCUAGAUCCCCGGUUUAAGGGAAUGCCUUUUCUCACCGAGCAGGAAAAACUGGAGAUAUACAGAGGAGUGAUUGUGGAGGCUGCAUCUUUGGAGAAUGAGUGUACAACUAGCAGAACAGAAGUGUUUGAUGCGCCUGGAAGAACAGGAACCCUGGAAGAAGAAACACGCAUGGGGGACUGCCCCUCUGGUCCCAAACGAAAGGCCUCGUCGCUGCUUGUGAGUUUGCUGGGACAGUCUUUCACUGACACUGAAGGUACAGUUGAACCCAAGACUCAUUAUGCCAGGGCUGAAGAAGAAAUGGAGGCAUACUGUAAAGCUCCAUCUCUGCCUCUCACUGAGGACCCUUUAAGCUGGUGGCGUGUCCAUGAGGUCACAUUUCCUCUCCUUUCUCGGCUCUCUAAGCGGUACUUGUGUAUCCCAGGCACAAGCGUAUCUGCAGAGCGUGUUUUCUCCACUGCAGGAGAUGUGGUCACGGCUAAAAGAAGCACACUCAAACCAGAGCAUGUAGAUCAAUUAGUGUUCUUGCAGAAAAACCUACAAAUUCCUAAAUGCUAAGCACUGUUUCAAGUUUUUUGAUGUUUGGCACAUUCAGGAAGUGCACUGUGUUAUUAUUUUACAUUUUAUGUAUUUUACAGUAUUAUGUGUGCAGAGUGUUUUGUUUUUGUUUAUUUUGGUUUAUACUUUAAAUUAAUGUUUAUACAUUUGUCAACAUUUAAAUAUUUUAUGAAGAAGUACACUGCACUUUACUGUUUAUAAGUACUUAAAAACACUAAUUGACAGUUUUAUGCACUUUUAGUUUUUCCUAAUGUUUUAGGUUUAAAUGCUGCUGUUGUCUGCUGUUUACAGAACAAGUUUGUCUUGUUUCCUAUUAAGCAGUAUAAUUUAGUAUACUUCUUGAAGAAAACUAAAUAAAAAGGAGUUCACAUACUGUAUCUGACUUCUUACAUUCAUCAAUAUAAAUGUAGCAAUGUGGAGUAGUAAAAAAGGAUGCAAUGCAUCGUGAUGCAUCAUGAUGCAUCGUAACAUCGAAUUGAAUCGAAUCGUUAACUUAAUAAUCGGAAUCUAAUCGAAUCGAGGAACCAGUGAAGAUUCACACCUCUAGUAUGGACCCAAAAAACCUAAAUGCAAACAUUCAGAGAGAACACUAUCAGAUUCCGACUCGGGAAGAAAUUAUCAGUGAAAUGGGAGGUGCAAAGUUUUUUACAAAGCUGGAUGCAUCUCAGGGCUUUUGGCAGGUAAAAUUACAUGAAGAUAGCACACCCUACUGCACAUUUAACACGCCCUUUGGCAGAUACUCCUUCUUGAGGAUGCCCUUUGGGAUUUCUUCAGCACCUGAAGUGUUUCACAAAGCCAUGGAGCACAUAAUUGAAGGCAUACAAGGAGUUUGUGUUUAUGUGGAUGAUGUCAUAUUGUGGGGAUCCACAAUUGAACAGCACAAUGAGAGGCUCACAGAAGUUUUGCAGCGAGUACAGAAAUAUGGACUGAGACUGAAUAAACAAAAAUGUCAGUUUGGAGUAAAUGAAGUCACAUUUCUAGGAGACAAGCUGUCAGAAGGUGGCGUACAACCUGACAAAAGUAAUAUAGAAACAAUACUCAAUAUGCCCAGACCUACAGACAAAAAGGCAGUAUUAAGAGUGAUGGGAAUGAUUAACUUUAUCGGGAAGUUUAUACCAAACCUGUCUUCAAACACAGUGUACAUGAGAGAACUGUUACAUGACAAGUGUGAGUUCAAGUGGACGAACAAACAUGAACAAGAGUGGGGAUGUCUGAAGACACUCUUGACAACAAAGCCGGUGCUGACAUUCUUUGAACCAUCUAAGAGGACAAAGAUUUCAACAGACGCAUCUAAGGAUGGCCUGGGAGCAGUGCUGCUCCAGGAAGAAGGAAAAC